Molecule: messenger RNA, 4788 nt
Organism: Boleophthalmus pectinirostris (great blue-spotted mudskipper)
Lineage: Eukaryota; Metazoa; Chordata; Actinopteri; Gobiiformes; Gobiidae
Gene: pcdh2a4
Product: protocadherin Fat 4
Biological process (GO): homophilic cell-cell adhesion
Cellular component (GO): plasma membrane
Molecular function (GO): calcium ion binding
Source: RefSeq, a predicted model, not a curated record
AUGCAGUCGUGGCAAAGGUACGUGAUGGUCUUCGUAUUUUUUUCUUGUCUUCGCCUCGUCCCUGCUUCAGUGACACAUUACACUAUCCCGGAGGAGAUGAAAGUGAGAUCUAUCGUGUCUAACCUCGCUACCGAUUUGGGCCUGGAUGUGAAAACACUGAAUAAUAGAAAAAUGCGCAUUGACCUAAUCGCAAACAAAAAAUACCUUGAGAUAAACAAAGACACGGGUGAGCUAUUCGUUGCAGAGAGGAUUGACAGAGAAACCCUUUGCCCCAAAAUGUUAUCAUCUUGUUACUUAAAAAUGGAGGUCAUACUUGAAAAUCCUGUGCGAAUAUUCAACAUAGAGAUUGAGAUUUUGGACAUUAAUGACAACGCCCCACAGUUCCGACGCGAUGUGAUACAUUUGGACAUAUCCGAGUCUACACCUAUUGGGGAAAGAUUCUCUCUGAGUAAUGCAGUGGAUCCAGACGUUGGGAUUAAUACAGUAAAAACGUACCAUCUGAGCGAGAGUGAACACUUUACUUUAGAGGUCCAAACAAGCAGAGAUGGAUCAAAACUUGCGGAUUUGAUUUUAGCAAAAGCUUUGGACCGCGAGCGCCAGGCCGUCUUCAAUUUAAUUCUAACCGCUAUAGACGGUGGGACGCCAGCUGGGUCUGGAACAGCAAGCGUUAUUGUUCAGGUACUAGACACAAAUGACAAUGCCCCUGUCUUUGACCAACGGUAUACUGUUAGUAUACAGGAAAAUGCCCCUGUAGGUAGCCUUGUUAUUAACCUUAACGCAAGUGAUUUGGAUGAGGGAUCAAAUUCAGAUGUAUCAUAUUCAUACAGCCUUUAUACAUCAGAAAAAGCCCAAGAGACAUUUAAUCUAAACCCUAAAUCUGGUGAAAUUACAGUCAAAGGCGUGUUAAAUUAUGAAGAUAAUAAAAUCUAUGAUAUGGAGAUUAUUGCCACUGAUAAAGGAGUCAAUAGUUUAUCAGGCCAAUGUACAGUAAGAGUUAUUGUUGAAGACAUGAAUGAUAAUCACCCAGAAAUAUCUAUUAAGUCUUUUCAGAGCCCUGUUGGUGAGGACAUAGAGGUGGACACAGUGAUAGCUGUGGUCAGUGUCAGUGAUAAAGACUCAGGAGACAAUGGAGAGGUCACUCUCCAUAUUCCUCGUCACAUGCCUUUUACACUGCGCCAGUCUUCUGAUAACUAUUAUGAACUGGUGGUGUCUGAGCCUUUAGACCGGGAGAAAGUCCCUGAGUACGACAUCACCUUCACUGUCACAGACAGAGGCUCUCCUCCAUUAUCUGACAAUGAGACUAUGACUUUAGAGCUGCUGGACGUGAACGACAAUGUGCCACAGUUCCCCCAGUCCUUUUACACUAUACGUGUCCCAGAGAAUAACGCUCCAGGAGCCCUGCUCGGCUCACUCACGGCCUUUGACCCUGACCUCCAUGAAAACCAGUAUCUAGUUUACUUCAUCCUGGAGAAGGAGGUAGCCAACACCUCCAUGUCCAUGCUGUUCUCCAUCAACCCAGAGAACGGGAACUUGUACGCGCUCAAAACAUUUGACUAUGAGAUAGAGAAGGAGUUUCUGUUCCACAUCGAGGCCAGAGACUCGGGCUCUCCUCCUCUGAGCAGUAACGUGACUGUUCACAUCAUUAUUGUGGACCAAAAUGACAACGCUCCGGUCAUCGUGUCUCCGUGGCGCGCACACGGCUCAGUGGUGGAGGAGAAGAUCCCCAGGUCCACUGAUAAAGGCUCGCUGGUGGCCAAAGUGAUCGCUCUGGACACUGACUCUGUGCACAACUCUCGCAUCACCUACCAGUUUCUACAGGUCACUGACGCCACACUGUUCAAUCUGGACCAAUACAACGGAGAGAUCCGCACCAUGAGGAUGUUCAGUUACAGAGACCCGCGCCACCAGCAGCUGGUGGUGGUUGCCAAGGACAACGGGCAGCCCUCCCUGUCGGCCACAGUGACCAUCAAACUGUCCACGGUGGAGACGGCCGUGAAGGCCUACUCUGACAUGACCGAGGUGCCUCUGGAGUACGACAUCUUCGACCUGAACCUGUAUCUGGUCAUUGGUCUGGGCUCGGUCUCCUUCCUCCUGCUCAUCACCAUACUGGUCACCAUCGUACUCAAGUGUCAGAAACCCAAGUCCAGCAGCAAAGCUCCUCCUCCCUGCAGGAACAGUGUGAUCAGUGAGAGGAACUCCACCAUCGCAGACUCCACUCUGGUGUCCAACGAUGCCUACUGGUACAGCCUGUUCCUGGCAGAGACCAGGAAAGGAAAACUGGUGGUGAGACAGCCUGUGCCCAAAGGCUCCAGAUACAUAGUGUCCAGUAUACCACGAGGCACAGGAGUAUCAGACACCAGCGACUCUGCAGCCUCCACUCUGCAGGACGUCUCUCAAACGGAUAGCACAACACUAAAAAUGACCUAUCAGUAUUUACUAAAAGUGGUGGCCACCAUCACCCAUUAUUCUGUUCCCGAAGAAAUGGAGGAAGGAGCUGUGGUCGCCAAUUUAGCGACAGAUUUGGGCUUGGACGUAAAGACUCUCAAAAGAAGAGAAAUGCGCAUUGACGUGGUAGGAAACAAAAAAUAUCUUGACAUUAACAAAGACACGGGGGAACUGUUUAUUUUAGAAAGGAUCGACAGGGAAUUUUUGUGUCCAUUGAAAACCACAACUUACUGCUUUCUAAAAUUGGAUGCUACGAUAGAAAACCCAAUACGCAUGUUUAAUAUUGAGGUUGAGGUAACGGAUAUUAAUGACAACGCUCCACAUUUCCGUCGCGGGACGAUGCAUUUGGACAUUUCUGAAUCAAGUCCCGUUGGAGAGAGGUUUUCACUGAAUAACGCCGUUGAUCCGGAUGUGGGAACAAAUUCGGUUAAAGAUUAUCAUCUGAGCGUAAACGAGUAUUUUCAAAUUGAGAUCCAAACAGGGAGAGAUGGGUCCAAGUUUGCAGAUUUGGUUUUGAAAAAGGCAUUGGACAGAGAGCAGCAGGCUGUUCAUAAUCUGAUUCUCACCGCGGUGGAUGGAGGGGUCCCCACGCGCACAGGUACAGCCAGCAUUAUUGUCCGCGUGCUUGACGUGAACGACAACGCCCCUUCGUUUGAUGAAGACAAGUAUGUUGUUGAUGUUUUAGAAAAUUCCCCAGUUGGCAGUUUAGUGAUUAAACUGAAUGCUACAGAUUUAGAUGAAGGCUCCAACUCUGAUUUAGUUUACUCUUACAGCCUGUACACAUCAGAGAGGACACAGAACAUGUUUACUCUGAACCCGGACAAUGGUGAAAUCAGAGUGAAAGAGAUGAUCAAUUAUGAAGAUUUUAAGAUUUAUGAAAUGGAGGUCAUUGCCAGUGACAAGGGACCUAACCCAUUAUCUGGACAUUGUAAAGUGACUAUACAGGUCACAGACAUGAAUGACAACCACCCAGAUAUUUCAAUUAAAUCUUUUCAAAGUCCAAUUAAGGAAAAUGAGCCCAUAGACACAGUCAUAGCUGUAGUCAGUGUUAAUGACAAAGAUUCUGGGAACAAUGGGCUGGUUGAUCUCUCUGUUCCACCUAAUUUACCUUUUAAACUGCGCCAGUCUUCUGAUAACUAUUAUGAACUGGUGGUGUCUGAGCCUUUAGACCGGGAGAAAGUCCCUGAGUACGACAUCACCUUCACUGUCACAGACAGAGGCUCUCCUCCAUUAUCUGACAAUGAGACUAUGACUUUAGAGCUGCUGGACGUGAACGACAAUGUGCCACAGUUCCCCCAGUCCUUUUACACUAUACGUGUCCCAGAGAAUAACGCUCCAGGAGCCCUGCUCGGCUCACUCACGGCCUUUGACCCUGACCUCCAUGAAAACCAGUAUCUAGUUUACUUCAUCCUGGAGAAGGAGGUAGCCAACACCUCCAUGUCCAUGCUGUUCUCCAUCAACCCAGAGAACGGGAACUUGUACGCGCUCAAAACAUUUGACUAUGAGAUAGAGAAGGAGUUUCUGUUCCACAUCGAGGCCAGAGACUCGGGCUCUCCUCCUCUGAGCAGUAACGUGACUGUUCACAUCAUUAUUGUGGACCAAAACGACAACGCUCCGGUCAUCGUGUCUCCGUGGCGCGCACACGGCUCAGUGGUGGAGGAGAAGAUCCCCAGGUCCACUGAUAAAGGCUCGCUGGUGGCCAAAGUGAUCGCUCUGGACAUUGACUCUGUGCACAACUCUCGCAUCACCUACCAGUUUCUACAGGUCACUGACGCCACACUGUUCAAUCUGGACCAAUACAACGGAGAGAUCCGCACCAUGAGGAUGUUCAGUUACAGAGACCCGCGCCACCAGCAGCUGGUGGUGGUGGCCAAGGACAACGGGCAGCCCUCCCUGUCAGCCACAGUGACCAUCAAACUUUCCACGGUGGAGACGGCCGUGAAGGCCUACUCUGACAUGACCGAGGUGCCUCUGGAGUACGACAUCUUCUCAGACCUGAACCUGUAUCUGGUCAUUGGUCUGGGCUCGGUCUCCUUCCUCCUGCUCAUCACCAUACUGGUCACCAUCGUACUCAAGUGUCAGAAACCCAAGUCCAGCAGCAAAGCUCCUCCUCCCUGCAGGAACAGUGUGAUCAGUGAGAGGAACUCCACCAUCGCAGACUCCACUCUGGUGUCCAACGAUGCCUACUGGUACAGCCUGUUCCUGGCAGAGACCAGGAAAGGAAAACUGGUGGUGAGACAGCCUGUGCCCAAAGGCUCCAGAUACAUAGUGUCCAGUAUACCACGAGGCACAGGAGUAUCAGACACCAGCGACUCUGCAGCCUCCACUCUGCAGGUGUUGUAA